This is a messenger RNA of Paramormyrops kingsleyae, 3231 nucleotides long. It is a transcript of the gene mosmob, whose product is annotated as modulator of smoothened b. Gene Ontology annotation, biological process: negative regulation of smoothened signaling pathway. Lineage: Eukaryota; Metazoa; Chordata; Actinopteri; Osteoglossiformes; Mormyridae. The record is from RefSeq and is a predicted model, not a curated record. Gene Ontology annotation, cellular component: ciliary membrane; Golgi apparatus.
ACAAGUAGUAAUUUAACCUCUAAUACGGCGAUUCAAGUCAGUCCGCACAAAAAAAAGAAAAAGAAAAAUUGACAUUCUUAAGAAUAACGACAAACUAGAUAAACCACGAGCUGAUGAAAUGUGAAAUAGAAAAAAAAAGUUGUGCGGUAUGUUUCAGAUUAUCAGAAAAAGAAAACGCAAAACGAAACGCACUUGUAUUAGGAUACCUGCUGAAAUAGACUCCAGAAAGAGGGGCAGCGCGUCUCAGCACCGCGGCUCAUCACCACCAGCGGAACCAGACGUCUCAGCUUGGGGCCCGAAAUCUCGCGAGAUCUGCGUUGUGCGUCUGCAACUCUCUGCGUUGGGGUGCCCGAUCAUUUAACUCUAUAUCUUAACGUCCGAGGAGGCUGGGGGACAGAAAAGUCGAGCGGACAUCGAAGCGUAGCGCCUCUGCAGAUGGCGUGUUUUAUGGACAAGGUGUAACGUCUGAAGCGUUAAGAUAUUUCAUGAAUAUUGGCGAUCGCUAGCUACCGUUAGGUUGGCGAAACGAUUCCUACAGAUGUGGUGGCUGGAAUCCCGAGAGGAGAAAAAAAAGGGGGCACAACCAAUAAAGCAGGACACAGUGGAGGAAUAAGAGGGCGAUUUUCCUUUUUCUAGGACGCAUGGAAAGACUGGAAGACUGUAUCCGACGGUGGCGUUUAAUAUUUAAAUAGUUCCUAUAUUCUAGUUAUCUUUUUGCGUUAGGACCUGCCCUCACUCGCUGGUGGGGCAGUCUGCUUUCGGGUUUUUAGCUGCCUUGUAACAGGGCCCUAGUCGGGCUGUCUGGGCUCCACCAUGGGCACUAACAGCGAGUGGGUGUUCGCCAGGGCUGCUGUUCUGCGGGACAUGGCUAGAAUGACCCAGGGCUAAAAAUCAGCGGGCCGAAAUCGCCGCUCCCCGCUUUACUUCAGCUAUAUAUAUAUAUAUAUAUAUAUAUAUAUAUAUUUUUUUUUUUUCUCACUGAAGAGAACCACCAAACCCUGAAUUUCCGUCAGCUACAUUUUCAGCGCUGGAUAGAUGGGUUGCAGCAUUUGGUUCCAGGCUAGGUAGCGUGUUAUCCACCUACCUAGCAUAGCUGUCAUCCAGACAAAGUGAGCUGUAUGUAGCAAUAAAAAUAAUGGAUGGCUGACACCCUAUUGAGCCUCCUUCUUAGGAGAGGGGGCGAGAAAGAGACACGAAUAAUAGGAAUCUUAAGUCCGAAAACCAGUACACUACAGUAAAGGGCGAAGACCGAUCCUCCUCAUAUGGCUACAGCCAGCUGAGCCGGGCAGCAGCCGAAGUCGCGCCCCAGAGUUAAAAGCUCCGCAGCCUCCGAGAGACGUGAGAAAUGGAUAAACUCACCAUUAUUUCAGGAUGUCUUUUUCUGGCCGCAGAUAUUUUUGCCAUUGCCAGCAUUGCCAAUCCAGACUGGAUCAACACCGGGGAAUCUGCAGGGGCUCUCACGGUGGGGCUGGUGCGCCAGUGCCAGACCAUCCAUGGGCGCGACAGGACCUGCAUCCCGCCGCGGCUGCCCCCCGAGUGGGUCACCACGCUCUUCUUCAUCAUCAUGGGCAUCGUCUCCCUCACCGUCACCUGCGGCCUGCUGGUGGCCUCCCACUGGCGACGCGAGGCCACCAAGUACGCCCGCUGGAUAGCCUUUACUGGAAUGAUCCUAUUCUGCAUGGCGGCCCUCAUCUUCCCCAUAGGAUUUUACAUCAAUGAGGUCGGAGGACAGCCCUACAAGCUGCCCAACAACACAGUGGUCGGCUCGUCCUACGUCCUCUUCGUCCUGUCCAUCUUUUUUACGAUAGUGGGACUGCUCUUCGCAGGGAAGGUCUGUCUGCCAGGCUGACCUCCCCCCCCACCCUCCCAGGCUGCUUUGUCUGUUUUGGGCUUAGAACCAUGCCAUCAAAGCAAGAUGCAUUGUGGGAUGGACACGUGGAUCGUUAUGACGAUGACUUCUGUUUCCAAGGAAUCAAUCCUGAACCCAAACAGAGGGGGCGCCAUGCCGCACUUUGUCCUCGCCUCCCUUCGCUCACGUCCCAUGUCCAUUGCGAUGCUGGUGGGGGCGGGUGGGGGCAGAGGGGCGGCGGAGGUGGCCAGCUGCAGCUGGGCAGAAACCCCACAGCGUAGUGGGGCUGUUUCAGUGAUCCCAGCCAGCCGGCCCAUUCCCAUCAAUCUUAAUCUUUUAUUAUUAUUGAUGUUUGCGUUUAUUCUCUGUUCUCUUUGAGCUUUUCAAACUCGGAAUCCCCAGUGGAUCCACAGAAGCACGGGACCCUACCGACUGAGUGCCACGCCCUCCCACCGCCCUGCCCUUUUUUUGGAGUGGUGGAAACAUACCUGUCUGCAAUGGUGGGUAUGGAGGGUUCCAGGGAGCGGUAGAAGGUUCCCAUCUCCCGUCUCCUCCCAUCCGUAAUACAGCAGGAGCCACCAGCAGGCUCAGAUUGGGGGGGGGGGGAGUGAAGUGAGAACCUGAGUGGUGUGUCUGGAGUGGGACGUUUUGCCUAACGCCCCCUGAGGCAGGUGAGGUGUCUGGGGGGAGGGGGGGGUGGUUCAGCUGGCCUCAGCCAGACAAAAGAGCAUGAAAAGUGAGAAAUUUCAGCUGAUGAUGUAGUGAUACCAGAUCAGAAAUAAGACAUGGCACCAGGACUGCGGGUGAAGUCCUUGUGGGGCAGGCCUCACGGUGCCUGGGACGGGGGGAGGGAAUUGUGCUCCAGGUUUCAGCCUCAGGCCAUUAAACCCAUUUGAGCUCUGGACUGCAUUUCACAAGUACAACAGGUUUGUUGAGUAAGUCUUACACUUUUUUUUUUUGUUAACAGAGCUUAUGAUCCUGCUUUCAUUAUAUUAUUAAAUUUCUGCACCCCUCCUGUACCGUUUGGUUUGGCUUUUUGUUUUGUUUUGUUGUGCUUGUGCUCUGAUUUGUUCUAUGAAGUAUAUAAAUAUUCAGUGACAAAAGAUGUUUGUUUGCAGAUACAAAUCAGUGAAUGAAAUCACCAGAAUCCUAAUAUACAAAGCAAAAUGUGUUCAUCUCUUUGUUUCGUAAUAAAAAUAUUUUGUUUUAUUUUUGCUUUUUACUAAUUUGUGUCUGAAAGAAUUUGCCUUCAGUUUGUACAGUACAAAUGCUUUAACUUAUUAAGGUCAGAUGUUUUGCAGUAAGUACAACAUUUGUUUUGUUUUUGUUCUGUUUUAGAAGAUUAAGGAAUAUUUAAGAUUAAAAUGCAUCUCUACAGGAAA